Molecule: messenger RNA, 7113 nt
Organism: Penicillium coprophilum
Lineage: Eukaryota; Fungi; Ascomycota; Eurotiomycetes; Eurotiales; Aspergillaceae
Product: non-ribosomal peptide synthetase
Exons: 3
Coding region: 1-7113 (2370 amino acids)
Biological process (GO): secondary metabolite biosynthetic process; amino acid activation for nonribosomal peptide biosynthetic process
Cellular component (GO): cytoplasm
Molecular function (GO): phosphopantetheine binding; catalytic activity
Source: RefSeq, a predicted model, not a curated record
AUGGGUCGUCAUCACGAUCAUCAUAAUAUUUCGCUUCCGUUGGAUAAGGAAGUGGAAGCAGCUUGGACUGAUAACGGCGACGCGUUGAUACAGCCUCAUCACCUCAAGGCAUCUUGGGCCGUGUUGCUUGGCAGACUGUCAGAAGCACAAACAACAACAUUUGCAGUAUUGGAACAAUCGGCAAUUCCGCCGGGCAAUGUGUGUUCCAGAAUAGCGGCAUCGGCUGGGCAUCUGGAGACAUGGGAGAUGUCAGAAAGUUCAGAUAGACCCUUGGUGGAUGCAGCGAAGGAAGUGUAUAGAGAGCCUCUUACAGAGACCCAGGCAUCAACGGGUGUGGCCAUCAGGUGGGAUGAAGAACUGAACUUUUCAUCCAUUUUUCCUUUUGCGUUAAAUAUAAUGAUUCUUUUGGACUGCAGUACAUCACCCGUCCAGAUAUCCAUGCGAUACUCACGGGCAUCUCUGACUGUGAACCAAGCAUGGUCACAAUUAACGACACUUGUUCACAUUGUGGGGCAAAUGGUUAUGAAACCGCUGCUAUCAUUGCGAGAGGUGGACUUCCUCGGGUCGUAUAGCACACGAUUGAUCCGGCAAUGGAAUAACACGUACUCACUUGCACGACCUCAAGUAUGCAUUCAUACCUUGAUUUUAGAGCAUUGCCAGAGCCAACCCUACGCUGAGGCACUGUGUGCUUGGGAUGGUUCUAUCACGUUUGCGGAGCUUGAUCAAUUUUCACUCGCAGUCGGGCUCCAGCUGCUGUCACUGGGUGUUGGCCCGGAGUCAGUGGUGCCGCUCUACUUUGAAAAGUCACGCUGGACGGUGGUCGCUAUUCUGGGAGUACUGAGAGCGGGCGCUGCUUUCGUUCUGCUGGAUCCCUCGCAUCCAAUGCCUCGCCUGGCCGAGAUUUGCUCAGAAGUGAAGGCAACCGUUGCCAUCGCAUCAGAGUCAUUGCAGGAACUGGGUCAGCAACUGGGCCCUCGAGUUAUCAUGCUCCUCGACACAAUCGAAAAUCAUAUCGAGACUGGCAAAAGUACAAUUACCUCACAUGUUAAGCCUUCCAAUGCCGCGUAUGUUGCUUUUACUUCCGGCUCCACCGGAAAGCCCAAAGGGAUCGUGAUUGAACAUCAGUGCUUCGUUGCGAAUACACUUGCUCAGAAUGCAGUCCAGAAUAUCAAUAGUCAAACAAGGGCGUUCCAGUUUGCUUCCUAUGGGUUUGAUAGCAGCAUCCUGGAAACACUCAUGACCUUGGUGGCGGGGGGUUGUGUCUGUAUACCCUCGGAGAAGCAGCGACUCAACGGUCUGGCAGAUGCUAUCCGGGGGCUGCGAGCUAAUUGGCUUGAAUUAACCCCAUCUGUGGCACGUUUCAUCGAUCCCCAAGAGGUUCCCGACGUGCGAUCCGUCUUGCUUGUCGGCGAGCCUAUGUCUCAAGACCACAUCAAACAAUGGUCGGGGACGGGCAAGGUCCAAAUCCUCAACGCAUACGGUCCCGCUGAGUGCAGUGUUGUGACAAGUAUACAGCCCGAUGUGAAGUUGGAAGAUCCCAACAACAUUGGCCGUUCAUAUAGCAGUCACUGUUGGAUUGCCAACCCUCACGAUCAGGAUCAGUUAGAGCCCCUGGGAGCGGUUGGCGAAUUACUCAUCAGCGGACCAAUCGUGGCCCGAGGCUAUCUCAAUCAGCCCCACCAGAAGUCUUUCAUCUCCAACCCUCGUUGGACGUCGCGAUUCGGGAUUCCUGCGGAUGAACGCUUUUAUAAAACCGGAGAUCUUGUACGAUAUAAUCUUGACGAUGGCACGUUACGAUAUGUUGGACGCAAAGACCGGGAGGUGAAACUUCACGGGCAACGCGUCGACCUACAGGAAAUUGAACACCAUGCCUCCCAAUGUCGAAAGGGGAUCAUUGCGGUGGCUGAUGUAGUUCAUGUCAACGAGAGCAGCGCGGGAAAACUCCUUGUGCUGUUCAUUGCCACUGCAGCGAAUGAUGAGAAUCGCAUGACGAAGGAAAGCUUCGUUGUCCCCAUGAGUAAUACUCUCCUUGAUUUGGUCACUGAUAUCAAAAGCUGGCUUCGUGACUGUCUACCGCCAUACAUGAUUCCCAACAAAUUUAUCUUUGUCAAUCGCUUUCCUCUAACCAGAACUGGCAAACUCGAUCGACGGGCUUUAGUUGAUCUUGGAGCAUCAUUAAAACAGUCGCCGUCUGGAGAGCACCCGUCCAAUCAGCGUGAUGGAGAAGAUGUCCAGCUGAAUCCAGAACUUUCGGCCAGUGAAUCUAUAUUAUGCUCGGUGUUUGCUGAAGUGUUGGGUCGUCUGGAAGGAAGCGUCGGUGCCCAAGACAGUUUCUACGAAAUGGGAGGAAAUUCAUUAGCUGCCAUCGAAUUGGUAGCCCGUGCACGCAAGCGUGGUCUGGAGAUUGCCGUUGCGGACGUUAUCCGUCUUCAAAGUCCUCGAGAGAUUUCCCGAUGUACUACGAAAAGGCAAGAGGUUCAUGAGAUUUUGCCAUUCUCUCUUCUCGUGGAUGCUGAACAGAGUCUAUCUGCCGCUACCUUCCAAUGUGGCAUUGAGAGGGAAAUGAUUGAAGAUAUUUACCCAUGCACCCCAUUGCAAGAGGGCCUCAUGCAUCUCUCUGUAAAAAGUCCUGGGACUUUCAUGGGCACAUACCGGUUCUCAUUGGCUCCUUCUACCAACCUGCAUCGGAUAUGGGCUGCAUGGGAACAGCUUUGGCUCGUACAUCCCAUCCUCAGAACACGUAUCAUUCAAACUCAAGACGGUCAAACCCUUCAGGUAGUCACCAAGCAAAAGUCCCCAUGGAAGAAUAUUUCAGCUAUGGAUGAUUCCCAGCCCAUGAACUUGGGGACCCCUCUUGCGCGGGUGACAUUCCAUCCUGAACGAACUUCAAGCGGAUCUGUCUCUGGUGUAUUCCUACUGACCAUGCACCACGCUAUCUUUGAUGGAUGGUCGUAUAUGCAGCUGCUCGAAGAUCUCCAGGUGAUUUACAACAGGGAAAUACUGCAACCACGCCCUGCCUUCAGUCAUGUCAUCAAGUACAUCUCUACGUCAAACACCGAGGAAGAUCGUUCUUUCUGGGCGCAGGAGUUCAAUGAUUUCCAGGCAACAAUUUUCCCUGUAUCUCCCCGGCGGCCGUCCGCCCUACCAAAUUGGAAAAUCAAAAGCCAGCAAACUACCCUAACCAAGUCAGAUAUGGACUGGACGCUUGCCAAUAAAAUCAAAUUGUCAUGGGCUCUUGUGAUCUCUUCACAAACUCACUCAAAUGAUGUGGUAUAUGGGUUGACAGUUUCGGGCCGAAAUGCCCCAGUCCCAGAGAUUGAUCGUAUUGCUGGACCAACUUUUGCAACAUUCCCCUUCCGCACGCAUCUUGAUGAUGAAAUAUCGGUGGAAGAUAUGUUGAUUCAAAUGCGACAGCAUGAUGUCUCGCUCAUACCAUUUGAGCAUACUGGUCUUAGGCAUAUCGCAGAGUCAAGCUCAGAUGCAGCCAUGGCUUGUGGAUUCCAGAACCUUCUCACCAUUAGGUUGCAAUCUCUUCGGAUUUCUCCAGGCGCUUUGAUUGAAAUGCCAGAAAACGAGGAUCACGACUUCAAGUUUGCAUCGUGUCCCCUGUCAAUCGUGGCCCAGCAGCAAGGCAAAUCACUAGAGGUCAAGGCCGUCUUUGAUAGCCACAUUUUGGGCCCUGAUAGGGCUGAAGCACUUUUAGAACAAUUUGAUUCGUUUUUGCAACGAAUCCUCCGUGAGCCCAGGGCAACAAUGAAAGAUCUGAGGAGCCAGCUUCCUCCCGAAUCACAGCAAUUGGCAACCAUAAACAAAAAGACCCUGCCCCCCCUGUAUUGCCUACACGACAUCAUCCAGGGCUUCGGUGCCACCCAAUCAGACUCACAAGCCGUCUGCGCAUGGGAUGGCUCCCUAACAUAUAGAGAAUUUGUCGCGUUAGCGCAAAUAUUGGCAGGCCAUCUCCAGUCUCUCGGAUCCGGGUCGGAACCCGGCGCAGUCAUCGGGAUUUGCGUGGAAAGAUCGAAAUUGUUCCCCAUUGCCAUCCUGGGGGUCAUGAUGUCCGGAGCCGCCAUGGUUUUGUUGGAACCCAACUUCCCCCAGCAGCGUUUACAGCAUAUCUUACGAGAUGCUGGGGCGCGAACGAUGAUAUGCUCUCCCGCAUUCCAAGAGAAGUGCACGGGCAUGGUCGACGAUAUGUUCGUUCUGACUCCCGAUGUCCUGACCCAAGCGGACAACAAUGCUUGGACUCCAUCAGCGGUGUCGCAUCGAGAUCCAAUGUAUGUUGCUUUUACAUCCGGAUCCACUGGUGCCCCAAAGGGUGUUGUGAUAGAGCACGGCAUGGUAUAUUCGAUGAUUCAGGCCCACAAGGACGUGAUCGGCGCAUCAAUUGCAUCCCGGGGCUUGCUUUUUGCCUCUCCCGCGUUUGAUAUCUGCCUUGCUGAGAUUGUCCUUAUCCUCGGAUCGGGAGGCUGCGUCUGUGUACCUUCCGAAGCUCAACGCAUGAACAGCUUAGCGAAAACCAUGACAACCAUGCAGGUCAACAUGGCCAUGCUGACACCUUCUGUGGCUCGAACCCUUUCACCAGCUGCGGUGCCUUGUCUUCGAACUCUGAUUCUUGGAGGAGAGCCCCCAUCAGCCUCUGAUCUGGCAACAUGGGCUUCAGUAGUUCAACUGCAUCAAUCCUAUGGGCCGGCCGAGUGCGCUAUGUACACGACCACUACGGCGCCAUUGACCCCCACCUCGGAUUUGGCCAACGUCGGAUCUUCUCCAAAUGCUUCCUGUUGGAUCGUUGAUCCGGAAAAUCAUGAUGAACUUGUGCCUGUGGGUUCGGUCGGAGAACUACUGAUCGGUGGACCGAUUGUUGGAAGAGGGUAUAUCAACCGAGCCCAGGAGUCUGCAGCAGCCUUCAUCCGUGAUCCUGUCUGGAGCUAUGAAUUCCCCUUCUUGCGAGGAGGCCGGCUUUAUAAGACUGGUGAUCUCGCUGUCUUGAACGCCGACGGGUCUUUGAUUUUGGUCGGCCGAAAGGAUACACAGGUCAAGCUCAAUGGGCAAAGGAUUGAGCUACACGAGAUUGAGCAUUGUGCAGAGAGAUACCAGCACGGUACCGCAGUUAUUGCGGAACUGAUCAAACCAGCUGGCAUCCAUAGACCCAAACUUAUCAUGUUCGCCUAUGAUCCUGGGACGGUAGAAACUACAGUGGGCAUCACGUCGGCCUGUCAUGACCAUCGGGAAGUUUUUAACCCACCAUCAACACAAAAUCAAGCGUACCUCGAAGGUUUAAAACAUCAUCUCAGUCAGCACCUUCCACCCUACAUGAUACCAUCCCUUUUCCUUUCCCUGUUUCGUCUGCCGCUUAGCCCGAGUGGCAAGGCCGACCGCAAGACACUACGUCAGAUUGCAUCGAAAAUGGACAGAGAGACAUUGGAGAUGUAUCUAGACAAUCCGGUGGCAGAGAAACGGGAACCAGUCACAGAUCAAGAGCGGUUUGUGCGUGCAAGCUUCGCCACAGCCCUGUCACUAAAUGAGGAGGCCAUUGGUCUGGACGAUAACUUCUUCGCCUUAGGCGGUGAUUCUAUCACUGCCAUGCGGGUUCUUACUUUGUGCCGGAGAGGAAACAUGGCCAUCUCUAUGCAAGAUUUCCUUUCAAAGAACACUGUUUCCUUGUUUUGCGCACAUGUCAUUGUGAUUCAAGGCGAGGCCGUCGAUUUCAAACGGCAGAAAAUGCUGGACUCACAAAAGUCGAUUCGAGGGAAAGACCUACUUGUAAAGUUUGAGCACAUCGACUACCAGCUGGAUAUGGUUCGAUCAAAGUUGAAUUUGUUGAAAUCGGAUUCCAUUGAGGACAUUUACCCCUGCUCCGACGCCCACAGUGGGGUGUUAGAGCUCUAUACGUCCAAUUACACCAGCACUGCAAUCUUCGAAAUUUCAUCUGCGAAGUCUAUUACCCCGAUGCAGGUGAGCAAUGCUUGGAGUCAACUGGUGCACCGUCACGUCGCCUUGCGGACGGUCCUCAUGAAAGAGCCAAAGUUUCACACAGAUUGUCUCCAUGUAGUCCUCGACAAGGGACCAGCCCAAAUUCUUGCUCUUCCUCCCAGCAAUAAUGCCUUGUCUGAAUUGAAAGAUCUCGAACCAGUCCAAUCGUGGGGCUUGUCACCACCACAUCGCUUAAUUAUUGGUCAGAACCAUGAUGGCACGGUCUUCAUGAGGCUGGAAACGGGGUGUGCCUUGAUUGACGCUUUUUCUAUGACUAUAUUACUAGAAGAGCUUUCUCUCCUGCUACAGGGUCAGCCCCUGCCAGACACAGGGGUCUCAUAUCGUCAAUACCUGUCACAUUUGCGCACCCUGUCACAUGCAGACACGCUGGAAUACUGGAAAAAGGCGCUUUGUGGAGUUUACCCUUCUCACCUGCCCAGACUCCCUGCCACACAGUCCUCUCUCGCCGAAUCUCGCUUACAGAGCCGCUCCCUUCCAUUCGCGCAAUCAAAGCAUCUAGAUUCCUUCUGGCGCUCUAAUAAUCUCACCAUCACCAACGUUUUUCAACUGGCAUGGGCCUUAACACUCUCCCACUUUACAAAUUCGCGGGAUGUAUGCUUCGGCACCGUCACCUCGGGACGCGAUUUGCCUGAUCUUGAAGUAUGGAAUAUUGUUGGAUCAUUUUUCAACGUUCUUCCGUGUCGAAUCGCGAUUGAUCCCACGCGCACGGUGUUAGACACCCUCCGACGGAAUCAGGAGGAUAUUCAGUGUCGAAAUGACCACCAAUACUGUUCCGUGCCAGAUGUAAUCCGCAAAUCUGGAAUCAGAAGCUUGGAAGAUGGUCAGCAGCUGUUCAAUACAGUUCUGACAGUGCAGAACCCCUUCUCGGCAAAAGCAUCUACUGGGAAAGAUGGGGGCAACGAGAUCGAUAUCAAACUCAUCGAUUUGGAGGAUGCGACCGAGUAUGACCUUUGCGUGGCUAUUCUUCCUUCUCCUUCUAGCAUCAAGGUGGAACUACGCUACUGGUCGACCACCGUAUCUGAGGAAUACGCUUCGGAUAUUCUGGAUCGUCUUUUCGAUCAGCUGGAACAGAUUGUACAGCAUGCGACCAAGCCGUUGAGUGUCAUGGCCAGCAUUGAAUGA